This is a messenger RNA of Thelazia callipaeda (thelaziosis nematode), 2384 nucleotides long. Lineage: Eukaryota; Metazoa; Nematoda; Chromadorea; Rhabditida; Thelaziidae. The record is from the annotation of a GenBank genome assembly.
AUGUCAACGAUGAAAAAAUUAUGUGCCAUUGAUUCAAUUAUUGAUCAUGAAAUUGCUGUUAAUGGAUUAAAUGAUAGUAACUUUAAACGAUUACCGUAUUCAUUUAAUCUUCCUUAUUAUACUAUGUGUCUGAAUACAGAAAUACCGUCAAACUCAUGUGAUUCACUCGAUCUUGACUUUAUCGAAAUGUUUCAAUCUCUUGUGUUAACGUGCAAUUCGGAUGAUCCACCAAGUCAAUGUCAGUUGCCAAUUGCAAGGCAGCUUUCAAAUAUAAUAUUUGAAAAAAAUAGUAAACAUAUAAGUGCUGAUCAAGCGCUCCAUAUAGCAGUAAUUUUACCGGUAAUCACUAAUAGUACAGUAAUUGUUCUUUCAUUGGAUGGUCAUUCUCAUUUAGAUUUUUAUUCCACAUUACUUGAAAAAUUGCAAAAGGAGUAUAACACGGAUGAGGUGAAAUUACUUGGAGCACAAUUUGGAGUUAAAGAAGGCCUUUUCACGCAAAACCUACGUAGUGACUCACGUUUAGGUGGCCUUGCUAUAUUAUUUGUAAUUUUUAUUAUUCUAGUUUAUACUGAUAGCUUUUUUUUCACCCUCUGUAUUACUGCUGGAUUAAUAUUAUCUAUCGGUGUGGCAUUUUUUGUUUAUACGGUUGUUUUUGGAAUAAAGUUUUUUCCAUUUUUAAAUUUGCUUGCAAUGAUUCUUGUGGUUGCAGUAGGAGCUGAUGAUGCAUUUCUUUUCAUGUACCAAUACAGAAAACAUAGAAAGGAAGCGAGCCGAAAUUGGUCACCUGUACUAAAUUGUGAUAUAAAAAAUGAAAAAAACAAAAAUGCAGAUGAAGAGCAACUUUUGGAAUAUCGUCGUCGACAAGUAAUAUCAGGUCUUACUGACGCACUUUCACACGCAGCAAUUGCUAUGUUGGUUACGUCUGCUACAACUGCUGUUGCAUUCUUUGCUAAUUUAGCAUCAAAAAUUGUUGUUUUAAGAUGUUUUGGUGUAUACGCUGGUACGAUGAUGCUAAUCAAUUACGUAUUUGUAAUUAUUAUAUUACCAGCUGCCAUAAUUGUUAUUGAUGUAAAAGUAAAUUCAGUUGGUUUAUCCAAAUUUGGAAUGUCAAACAUAAAAUCAAAACUUUCUGGAUUUUGGCAUGUAUCUGCACUAAAAUUUGAUCUUGCAUUCAGUAAAAUUAUCCCUCAAAUUGUAUCAUACAUUCGUAUUCCAUUAAUACCAUUAGCAUUACUUGGAUUUGCAAUUUCUGUUUAUGCAAUUAUUGUAAAACCUGGAAUUCGAUUACCAGAAAAAAAUUCCAUGCAGUUUCUACGCUCUAAUCAUCCGUAUGAAUGGUUUGAUGAAAAUGCUGCAAGUUUAUUUGAUUUUUCAAAUGGACAACAGCCUAAAAUGACUGUAAUCGCUGUUUGGGGCAUUAAACCUACAACCAGCGCAAGUAGUCUUAUGCCAACAGAUAAUGGAUUCCUUGAUAGAGAUGACGGAUUUCCUGAUGCAUUAGCAAAUCAUCUACAUGAAUUUCAAACUUUACUUAAACAAGUAAAUUCUGAAACAAAUCCUGAUAGAGAAGAAGCCAAGUUAUGGUUAGAGGAUUUUAUUAGUUGGACUAGAUUGAAUACAACUUCAUCAACUUGUCGAUUAUUUGAUGCUAAGCAGUCUCAUAUUACUACAGCUGCAACAAAACUUGAUGGUGAUAUGCUUUCUCGAUGUUUUCUAAUGUACGGUCUUACUUCUUCACUUCCCAUAUUCAAUGAAUUACAAUUAAAAAAUAGUGAUGGACCAAUUUUUAAUCGAAAUGGUGAAUUUCUGGGUUAUUUUAUGCUGGCACAAAGUUCGUACAACUUUUCUACAGUUUUUCAUGAAAUGAAACCAUUUUUCGAUUUUUUAAAUGAUGUCCGAAGCACGGUUCAAAGGUCACAAAUAUCGGAAUUUGGUCGUCCUAUUAUACUAACUAGUCGUCAGAUGACAAAAUUAUACGAUUUAUUAGAACGGAUUUUAAAUGGUACUGCGGUAUCAGUGCUAAUAUCUUUGGUAGUUAGUAUGGUGGUUAUUGUUUUCACCACUUUUCAUUUCACUCUUUCGUUUUUAGCUAUUAUAUGUAUUGCUUCUGUUGUUGCUAUGACAAUUGCCGCUGUUUUAUGGUUAGGUAAUAUGGUUGCUUCUACGGUAGGUAUUCCGGUACUGUUAGCUGCAGUGUCAUCAUUCGUUGCGGGAUUAGCUUUGAUCGGUGCUUCAACUCAAGCAUUUUUCGAGAUUGGUGUUUUUUUAAUUUUUAUGACUACAAUAAGUUUCAUAGUUGCUGUGUUUGUCUUUCCUUCGAUGGUAACAUUGUUUUUGCAAGGUUGCUCAUCACACCAACGAACUACCAUUACACGUCUCUAAUU